This is a messenger RNA of Symbiodinium pilosum, 1839 nucleotides long. The record is from the annotation of a GenBank genome assembly. Lineage: Eukaryota; Dinophyceae; Suessiales; Symbiodiniaceae.
AUGAAGGCAAAUCAGCCGAGGACCGGCGCUCUGGCUGUGGUCAUCAGUGGCCGCAGCGCCAUGCAGUUUUCCAAAAAGCCGGGCCUUUUUCUUGAUCAGUGCAAGGCAGCCUACGUGGCUGCUGCCAAGAUGGGCGAGGUGCAGGGUGACACCGCGCCUGCGGUGGUGGCUGGAAGGUUAGCCGGCAAACUUGGUGGACUUGCUGGGCUCAAGCCCAAGGAGCAAGUGGACUGUGUUGUGAAGGCCGCGCAGGCACAUGGCAGGGACACCGACCUGGCACCCUCCAAGAUUGCGAGCGACAUGCGCGAGAGCGGCACAGCAGCAGCCAAGGGUACGCAACUUCCGCCGCCGCAGAUUGACGGCGUUGUGUCGGAGAGCAUGAAGGACACGGAGGUGGGACCUACAGCCAAGCUCCCGAUCCCCGACGAGGUCUAUGACAAGUGCUCAGCAGCGGGUCAAGAGGAGGCCAGCACCGCGGAAUCAGCCGCGCAGGCUGCGAUGGUGGCUACACAUCUUGGCAAGACCUGGGGACUCUCCGCGGCCGACGCCACGGCAGCUGCCAGGAAAUGCGCCUUCGAUGCUGCUGUCACUGCCAAAGCAACAGUGGAUCAGGCAACCGCAGCAGGAGAGGCUGCCAGGGCAACCGCGGACUCGGCCGUCACCGGCCCAUCAGCGGGGGCGGUGCUGAAGCCCGAGCCCCUCAAACAUAUUGGAGAGGAUUGCUGGUAUGCCUGCUCCAAGCGGAAUGGCUUGUGCGCCUACUGUGGUCUUGGCAAUGCUUGCUGCAAAAGGGACAACACUGACAUGGCCAAAGAGUGCCAUGAUGUAGCGACUUUCCUCACAGACCAUCACGAGUGCGUGACGCCUGUGCACCAGCCUUCGGACCUGAAGGAUGUUGGAGACGCCGUGGCGAAGGCUGUCGUGGUCGCUGGAGGAUCAAAAACGCCAGUCCCUGUCAUUGCGGCCCCUGCAAUUGCAGUCACAGCGGCCACAGCAGGAAAAACAGCCGCCACAGCAGGAAAAGCUGGGACGGCAAUCGUUCCUCCUGUUGAGAUCACCACAAGCGCUCUCCCGACGCUGCCGCCCACCACCAUGCCUACUACCAUGUCCACUGUUGCCACCACUACCCCAACAACAACUCCAACAACAACUCCAACCACUUCUCCAACCACCACUCCGACCACCGUCCCAAUCACCACACCGACCACUGUUCCAAUUACGACCCCAACGACCAUCCCAAUUACUUUGCCGCCCACAACUUUGGCCACAACGCUGCCUCCAAUGUCAACAUUGCCUGCUCCAACCCUGCCGCCUCCAGCUUCAACAAUGCCUGCUCCAACCCUGCCUCCUGCGCUGACGCUGGCCACGACAGCGGCUCCUGCUGUGACCACAACGCUCCCUUUGAAGCCUGGCGCAUUCCAAGCAGUGACUUUGCCACCUGUCCCCCCGAUCACGCCAGCAACGGAGGCCGAUGCCGAUUCCAUCCUGCCCAAACCGCUUCCUCCUGCGAUGGAGGUCGGGCUCCAUACCGCAGAGGAGCAGAAGCAGAACAAGGCAGGCCUCUGGCCUGAGGCGGUUGCUGGUGCUGCCACAACUGGCUCCUAUGCGGUGGCACAUGCGGAUACGCAGGAGCAUGCCACUGACAUGGCCGAGAAGGUUGCCACGUAUGUUUUCCACAGGGACGGUGGUCAGAGCAUCGAAGAGGCGACAGGUUUACAAAGCAAACAGAUUGGUGAGCUGCUAGUCACUCGCCAACAGGCUACUAUAAAUGCCAAGAAGGCUGUCGCGCACCGCGCUCAGCAGAAGGGGAAGCAUGCAGGAAUGCAGCUGAAGCCGUAG